CUAUAUACUGCUACUAUAAGAUGUGUUGCAUAAAACGUGCCAAAACACCAAUCCAAUACCUGUGGUAUGCAUUCAUUAUUUAUUGUUCAGACAGCAUUGUUCGCUAAGCUGUUUUAAUUAACUACCCACUUUAACACAACACAGAUUUCUGUGGGGUUAGGUUUAUUAACAUUGGUCAUUAUGAAGUGCAUUUGGUUCAUGUUGCUUGUAGUUAUAAGCGAGGUCAAUUCAAAUAAACCGCUGACCAGCGGAGGGAGUUUUGAAUUAUCUUCGUUUUCGGCAAAUGCUAAAACAAAAGCAAAGAUCGGCUACAUGAUGUGCUUGCCUAAAGCUCCAGAUUACGUUCACGCAACAGCAAGACCGAGCGACCCAUCUUUACCCCACAAGUUCAACGUGGCCAUCAUUGAAAUUAACAGAGGACACUUUAUGAUUGAAUUGGAGCGAGUUGAUCAAGCUACAGGGUGGGAUACAAUGAUAACUGUGGAUUGGUCCCUGUAUAUGGGUAAAGGAAUGGUUUAUCAGAAUAUAAUCCUUUGGUUCCCUGCUGGUGCUUCAGUUGUAAAAGAAUUAAACCUCACUCAAGCAAUAAAAUUUUGCGCCGAAAGCGGCGGUCGAUUGGUGGAUAUUGUGGAUAAAGCGAUGUACGACAUAGUUUAUAACUACUGUCGACAAACCAUCGUAUUCCCCAUCAGACCAGCUACCCAUGCUGAUAUUUGGCUCGGUUCAAGUUACAACACAGUGGCUGAUACAGUAACACAAAGCAAUGGAAAUCCUGGGUAUAAUGGAGAUUGGCACCCUGGUACUCCGUAUAGGGGAGAUCCGACCGACACCGGUUUGAGGCUUAGCAUUAGACCACCAAGUUCAACCACCUCCGACCAUGGAUUGGUCAAUCUUACCCCGGCAUUUGAUCUUCCAGUUACACAAUUGUGUUCAGCUAACCUAAUGUAACCUAGUUAGCACGAAUUACUGUCUGUCAAAUAAAUGUGAAUGCAUAACCUA
Molecule: messenger RNA, 999 nt
Organism: Ciona intestinalis (vase tunicate)
Lineage: Eukaryota; Metazoa; Chordata; Ascidiacea; Phlebobranchia; Cionidae
Source: RefSeq, a predicted model, not a curated record